CUAGCGAAUGCACAGAAGCGAACAGGCUGUCCUACACGGCCUCUGUGCUCGUUUCUCGUCCUUGGAAGGUGACGAUGUUCCCACUCCCAUGGCAAGAGGAAAACUGCACCGUGGGACAGGCAUCGUCGGCAUACUGACCACACACAGCACAUGAAGGCCGCAUAACCAAUGCACCCUGUUUGCUCUCUCUCUCGCUGUAGGUAUCCUGCUCGCCAAAAAUUGGUGUCUCCUUUGCUGUGCGGCGACCUGGGGGGCCACGAGCCACUAGAACCAGCUCCUGCUUGCAUCGGGGAGAGGGCAGGGGGCGGGGCAGCAGCAGCAGCAGCAGGCAGAGACAUAUGGCGGAGAUGGUACCCCCGCACGCUAUUCCACACGUGCACGCCAUGGUAGCCAGGCGGCACCGACCGGGCAUACGGCAGAUACCGACCGCCGGAAGCAGAAGGGCCGCCCCACUGAGGCAGGUACGAAUAAUGGUGGCUCUGGGCCGGUUGAGGAGGCAUCAUGUGCGCACUCUGCGGCGAAGAGCGGGGAAUUCCGGCGACGGUCGGGCUGGCGGCCGUGCUGACCGUGCUGCGAUCGCUGGCCAGCACCGGCUUGACGUUGCUGUAGCCGGCAAACCGGUGCUGGAGUGGCUGGUAUGGCUGGUAUGCAGGAGAGGUAGGGGUGGGGGUGGGGGUGGAAGUGGGGAUGUUGGCCUGCGGCCGAGCGACGUGCUGCUGGUGGUGUGGCGACCAGAAAGACGGCGAGGCAUCCAUGCGGGAAAGGGGAGAGAGGGGCGAGUAGGGUGCGCCUGCCACGCCUGCCAUCAGUGGGCCGGCGUGCGGGUGGGCGGGGGAGGGGGAGGGGCAGGGCGUGCCUAUGGUGUGGGUGUUGGUGGCGGGGUAAGGGGGCCGGGCAGCGAUCGGGAGGGUCAGCUUCUGCUGUGUGCCGGUGGGCAGCUGCACAGGGGCAGCAUGAGAAGGGGGCCCCUUCCUGCUGCUCUCGGCCUGAUCGACACAUCCAGGGCAGCAAUCAACACGAAAAGACAAAUGCACCCAUGGAUGGGUCAGAUUCUCCCCUCGGCACCCAUCCAGCCCGCCACGCACCUGUGCGAAUGUCCGUCGGGGGAAGUCCGGUGUGCGAUCGUCGGCCACAUUUACGUGAGAGGCAGAACUACCCCCACCUGCUCCACCAUUGGCUGGUGUGGCAUCCUCCAUCAUGUGGUCCACCACUGCCGGGCUCGCAUCGCUGUCCGCAGCUAUGUCAAUGGGCCCGUCGUCCAUGAUGUCCUCCACGGCGGCGGCUGCUGCAGCUGGUGCGAACUGCUCCGCCUUCAGGUGAGCGCGGAACCACGGAUGUGUCAAUGCCUGUUGCGACAAAAAGGGAUACAUGCGCGUGAGUGGUGCGUUGGUGUGGGUGUGGGUGUGGUUGUGGUGGUGGUGGUGGAAGGGUUACCUCGUUGGCAGUGGUUCGUGAGAGGGGGUCGCGCGAGAGCAUCGCCGCCAGCAGGUCGUAGAGGGACGACGAGAGGCCGGGAAGGCUCUCCAUCAACACGCCCACAGACACCUGAACACCAACGAACAGCAUCCACGGUGUGUUACUUACCUUCAUCUUCGUGUGCGUCAGUCGGUGUGUUUAUCACCUGUUCGUUCGGCUCUCGUGUGUCGUCGUCUCUGUCGCAGUACUCUAGAAACUCGAGCCGCUCCGGCAGGUUCUCGUGACACGACAGCAACUCUAUCAGCGACACACCUGUGUUGAAGAUCAAACAACACACGCGCAGAACACAUGGACGAUGUCUCGUUCUUUCCCCAGUUGGUGUGUGUGCAUGACUCUCACUCACCAGCCGCAAAGAUGUCACGCCCCGUUUCUACUCUGAGUGGGUCUCGCUGGCCCCCCGCAUCGUGGCACAGCUCUACAUUCAUGUCGGCAUCCUGACCAUCCAGUUACACACACGACACACACCACGUGUCCGUUUGUUGAAGGUCUCCGCUUGUGUGUCGUAUGCGCGUCAGUCUCCUUACGUUGGGAUUGGCCACGUCGUGUGUGUCGUGGUCGUCAAUAUGGUGCGGCACGACUUUGAGCAGGUCCAGGUCGAUCAGGUACACGCGGCUUUGAGCGGACCGCUCCUCACGCACUAUGUUGGUCAGCUGCAGGCACACACACACGCUCCCUCCGACCACUGCUUCGUCUGUGUGCGUGCGUGCGUGUGUGUGUGGAGGGGCAUCAAGGUACCUUCACGUCGUUGUGUGUGAUUCUCUUGCUGUGUAGGUAUCGCAGCGCCUUGAGCACCUGGUGGAAGUAGCCGGCCGCCUCUCGCUCACUAGUGGGCCGGCAGUCCUCCAGAUGGCCACCUGCACACACAGAGAGGGGCCGCAUCACACCACCAUACAGACACCAGUGUGUGGAAAGGCAUGUGUCUGUACUGAUGGGUGCGCACCUUUGCAGAAAGGCAUGCAGAAGGCCUUCUGUUGUUUGGUGUGGUGCUCCUCGACAAUGGGGAUGACAUUCUCGUGACACAGCUGGUGAUGGGACGCCACUGCACUGCCCACAAACGACUCGCCCAUCGUCUGCACCAACCACACACACAACAUAGAAACGACUCACUCAGGCUCAGGCAAUGCAACACAUGCCGCUCCCCUUCCCCUACAAAGAUGAGUUGCCCCUUUCUGACCAGUCUGUCAAUGUCUUCGUUAUCCUGCACUUUAAGCGCAUAGGCGCGCCCCCCCCUCUCCACGCGAUGCACCGAUGAGAAGCCCCCCUCAAUCACGUCAUCGUCGCAACUCACAAACCGGUACCCACGGCCCUCCCAAUACGCCUGCACCACACACAGCACACCCCCAAUGAAGCUGUGUGUCGGCCGUUGGUGGCGAGACACGAGUCACAGAGUGCCUCACCCUCAU
This is a messenger RNA of Vitrella brassicaformis, 2879 nucleotides long. The record is from the annotation of a GenBank genome assembly. Lineage: Eukaryota; Vitrellaceae.